Molecule: messenger RNA, 1000 nt
Organism: Beta vulgaris subsp. vulgaris (sugar beet)
Lineage: Eukaryota; Viridiplantae; Streptophyta; Magnoliopsida; Caryophyllales; Amaranthaceae
Exons: 3
Coding region: 586-921 (111 amino acids)
Source: RefSeq, a predicted model, not a curated record
UAUCUACAAAGACUGCCUAACUUUAAUAUUAAAGUUAGACCAGUCCAGGCCCAAUUUUAAUAGAGAAGCCCAACUUGCGUCAUUUAACCCGGCGACAUUCUGUUAUCCCCAACCCCAACCCAGCGACAUUUACAUUCUGUUACUAAAAAAAAAAAUCCUUUCUCUUUCUCUCUCUUCUCCCUCCAAAUUCCGUUCCUCUCGCUCUUCGGAUGCUCGUAUAACUACAAUUACAUGAAUAUUAUCCUCAAUUAAUUCAAAUUUUGAGAAUUUUUUUUCUCCAGAUCUUGAGUAUUAGGUAUUUCAAUUAGCAAGCAAAGUAAUUCUUCUGCAAUUGUGAAUUUGUUGUUCAAUUAGGAUUUUGUUUUGUUGUAGAUUGAUUCGUACGGGUAGAAAUUCGCUGAUUUAUAGACGCCAAUUCUUUUCUAAUGAAUUGUGAAAGAAGAAUUGAAUUGAAAUCGGCGAGCCGACGGUGUCGAGGUUUGUUCUUUCAAAUUUUCGCGCUGAAUUUCUGAUUCGAUUGUUUUCUGAGGUAAUUUUCCAUUCACAUUCUUUUAAUCUUUGUUAAUUAGGUUUUUUUUUGAUAUUAUGCUGAUGCUGUUUAUUUCACCCUCGAGGAUGGUGUUCCUCAGCGAGAUUCAAGGAGAUGUGAUGAAAAUGAAGAGAUCCCACUACAUCAAGCGCUUCUACUGUCACUGUUUUGAUCCUCAUCAGUGCAAACCUAAGGGAAGAAGUGUGAGGCCCAAAUUAGGGCUUGAGAAAAGUCGAGGCAGUAAAGCUGUUGUUGCUUCUAAUGCACCAAAGGAGUUUGGUUCUUACACUCUCCUGCUAGAUUGUUGUAGUUUCUUGGAAGAUUAUAGUGGUCACAAAAUGAUUUAUGUUGGUGACAGAAUGGUUUUUGUGGGUCAGUUAUUAAUUUUUUGACAUUGAGGAAUCCACACAUGUUAUCAGAUUGACAUUUUUGUUAGUGAUUAUGGUAAAUGAAAUAUAUUUUUUCUUUCCA